Daldinia childiae is the source of this 849-nucleotide messenger RNA. RefSeq lists its product as uncharacterized. Bases 1 to 849 code for a protein of 282 amino acids. The transcript has a single exon. Lineage: Eukaryota; Fungi; Ascomycota; Sordariomycetes; Xylariales; Hypoxylaceae. The record is from RefSeq and is a predicted model, not a curated record.
AUGGACGCGCAGGCCAACGCUGUGCCUUUUCCUGUCUCUCCGGGUGGUCAGAAGUCCUCUGCUACUUCAGUCGAGCAGCAGCCGGUAGUUUCCCGGAAAACUGUUCCGAUUGGUGAUUUGCGAAUCACUCCCCCUUACGAUCCUAACCUCCCUCGGCAAUGUACAUAUCCCAACUUCAACGAGCAUCUAACAAUCCUUCAACGACGGCAGUUUAAGCUGUUCGUUAAAAGUCUCAAGCAGCCUAUCGCCAUUGUCCUACCGACAAAGCGUAACUACUACGAUAGCAGGCUGGUUAUCACUAACCUCGACCAAGAGCGUGUCCUCGUCAAUCUUGAAAAGCACCCACUAGCCCCCAUUGAUGAAGGAGACCAGGCAAGUUCUGGUGACGCGGAAGAUCAGAGUACUGCUGCUGCCGGCGAAGAAUCCUACCAAGGAUCCAACGAGGGAUCUGUCAGUCCCAUUGACGAUGACGAUAAUGAUGAUGACACCGAGGAACCUCCUACCCCUCCCCGUCGUUCCAUUCGCAUCAAGUUAAUCUCUAAGACUAAAAAGGAUGCCGUAGACGAUGCUGGCUCUCGGGUUGCUAUUCCCCAGGACCCCCUCCCGCAUGGAACAACACUCGCCUCAAACACCGGUCCCCCCUCCGAGUCAGCCCCAGACACCCCAUCAAGCCCGGCACGUCUGUCAAAGCGCGGCCGUGGACGUGGCCGUAGACGUGGUCGAGGUCGGGGUCGAGGUCGGGGUGGUGGUCAGAAGCGUAAGAUGGACGACGACGCAGUGUAUGAGUCGAAGGAUGAUGAGUCUAGUGAACAGGAUGGUGUGCGCAAAAAGCGACAUCGGACUGUAUGA